AUGUCUUCCCUUGGGUUUGAUGUUUGGAUGUCAAUAAAGAAUGGAUAUAUAGUUCCAUCCACUCCUACUAAUCCCGAUGCUAAACGGGAAUAUGAGAAUAGUGCAAAAGCUAAGAACACAAUUUUAAGUGGUCUAUCUGAUACAGAGUUUAUCAAAGUCAUGCACUGCACUUCAGCAAAAGCAACAUUGGAUAAGCUACAAAGUAUAUAUGAAAGAGAUCCCAAAGUGAAAGAAGCAAAACCACAAAAUCUAAGAGCUCAAUUCGAAAGUCUAAAAGUGAAAGAAGACGAGAAGAUAGCUGACUGUCUGCAAAGAGUGGAUGAGAUAGUAAGUGCUAAAAGAGUACUCAGAGAGAAUGUCUCAGAUGAAGUGAUUGUCAAAAAGGUUCUGAGAUCAUUAACCACAAGGUAUGACACUAAAGUUUUUGAUAUUGAAGAAGUUAAGGACUUAAAGACGUUGUCCAAGGAUGAACUAUUUGGAUCUCUAUCAACCUAUGAGAUGAGAACAAUAAAUGGAGAAACAUCAAAGAGAGAGGUUGCUUUCAACUCAAUUAAGAAAGGAAAAGGAGAAGCUUCUCAUGAAGAAGAUGAUGAAGAUUAUAAUACUGUUGUAGCUAAUUUUUUGAGAAAACUCAAAAAAGGUUCAUGCAAGCUUCCCUUCAAGUGUUUCAACUGUGGUAAAAUAGGACAUUUUUCUUCUAAGUUUCCCUAUGGUGAUAAAGAUGGAGAUGAGAAGCAAAACAAAAAAUCCUUUGGUAAGGAUAAAAUUAAGAAACCCUGCAAGCCAAGGAGAAGGAGCUUUAGGAAGAAAAACAAUAGUCUUUAUACUUUUGAAGAUGAUGCCAUGGAUGAAGAGAGUGUCAUUGAUGGGGAUUGUAGUGAAGAUGAAAGAGAGGUUAAUAUCUUUAUGGAACAAGGAGAACUAGAUGAUGAGCAAACUACUAGUGAUAAAGAGGAAGAAGCUAAAGCCAAAGUAGACCUAGAGGGUGAACUUGUAAGUGCUCUGGAAGAACUUAGAAAGGUGAGAAAAGAGUACACAAAAUAUAGGUUUGUUGUUGCUGAAGAACAAGAGUUGCUAAACAAAUCUCUUCAGGAGUCAAAGACAACAAUUUCCGACUUCAGAAUCCAGUUGGAAUAA
Molecule: messenger RNA, 1137 nt
Organism: Cryptomeria japonica (Japanese cedar)
Lineage: Eukaryota; Viridiplantae; Streptophyta; Pinopsida; Cupressales; Cupressaceae
Exons: 1
Coding region: 1-1137 (378 amino acids)
Molecular function (GO): zinc ion binding; nucleic acid binding
Source: RefSeq, a predicted model, not a curated record